Messenger RNA from Mytilus trossulus (common blue mussel), 574 nucleotides. RefSeq lists its product as uncharacterized. The record is from RefSeq and is a predicted model, not a curated record. The transcript is spliced from 3 exons. The coding region runs from base 98 to 562 and encodes 154 amino acids. NCBI's taxonomy places the organism in Eukaryota, Metazoa, Mollusca, Bivalvia, Mytilida, Mytilidae.
UUAGUCACUAGUUAGCACGUGACACGAUAAAGUCAAGUAAGACGCCUCUUAUACAUUGUUUUGUUUAUUAUUUAGGAAUGUGAACUUAAUUAAACAAAUGGAUAUCACAAUUCUCUUAAUUUGUUUGCUCAAUGUUUAUCAAGGAUAUUGCACUAAAUGCUACGUCUGCAACUCCGAAGAGCAUCCAGAAUUUUGUGGCCGCGAAGGAAACUUUACAGAGGAAAAUGCACAACACAUUGCAGACUGUAAUGGAAACUGUUAUGUGGGUACACUCACAGGUGAAAAUGGAGAAGCACAUUUAAGACAGUGUCUGCCAAGCAAAAUAACUGGAUGUGAAAUAAAAGAGAGUGGCUCCAUAUGCCAAUGUGGAACAGACUUUUGUAAUAAGGAUUUGAUGACGUGCUACAAACAAAACAUCAAUAUUCUCCGAUGCAAACAAGCUCUGAAACCAGUACAGAUGACACAGACAUCGGAUAGGAACAAAAUGGCACCAAAAACAUCGUUACAGUUUUUUGUUAUCAUUGCAAGCGUUUUCAUGCUAUUUAUUUUUCAAAUAAGUUGACCAUUUAUGACU